AUGGUUGGAAGAAAGGAAAAGAAACGCCUCCUCCGGUCAAACGCCCAGAGGGAACGUAAAAUCCUUCAAAGGGCUCAACUGUUUGCCCGUCGCAACAGCUUAAAGCCCACCAUUCUCCCCAACCCCCCACAAGAAACUCACAUCCAGCUGGAAAGAGAAGUUCAGGAACAUUUGAUACUCAGCACCCGUCUACAACAAGUGGAACAAAAGGCUAACCCGUCAACAAAUCUUAUCAGUGACACUUUGGCGACCCAAGCAGACGCGAGCAAGGAGGCACCGGUGAAUAACCUUCGUGCUAUUGUUUUUGGCGAAUGGGAAAUGCAAACAUGGUAUGCCAGCAUGUAUCCACCCGAGGUUACCUGCCUUCCGCUCAUAUACAUAUGCGAAUUCUGUCUCACCUACAUGCGCUACAACAUCGCUUACCGGCGCCACAGACUACGAUGUAAACGCAAGUUUCCUCCUGGCAAUGAAAUCUACCGGAGAGGCACUUUGUCCUUCUUCGAGGUUGACGGCGAGAAGCAGAAGGUAAGGCUUUUGUUUCCAUCCGGCCCCAUUAAGUUAAUGUUCUCAAGUAUGAAGUCUUCACUUUCCAGCUGA
This is a messenger RNA of Dibothriocephalus latus, 597 nucleotides long. The record is from the annotation of a GenBank genome assembly. Lineage: Eukaryota; Metazoa; Platyhelminthes; Cestoda; Diphyllobothriidea; Diphyllobothriidae.